Aspergillus aculeatus ATCC 16872 is the source of this 1221-nucleotide messenger RNA. Its product is annotated as TLC domain-containing protein. The coding region runs from base 1 to 1221 and encodes 406 amino acids. The record is from RefSeq and is a predicted model, not a curated record. Gene Ontology annotation, biological process: lipid homeostasis. Gene Ontology annotation, cellular component: membrane; endoplasmic reticulum. The transcript is spliced from 2 exons. NCBI's taxonomy places the organism in Eukaryota, Fungi, Ascomycota, Eurotiomycetes, Eurotiales, Aspergillaceae.
AUGUUGGACCCAUUUCCCCCGCCGCCAGAAUGGCUGCGUGAAGUUGUUGAGCCCUGGGCUCUCUACCUGAACGUGCCCGCUGUGACCGAACAUGCCCACGAGAUCAUCUUGUCCUUCACCGGCUACCUCUUCAUCCACUACAUCCUCUCCCCCUGUCUCUCUCCGUUGCUCUUCCCACGCCAUUACCCCAAGCUGAGCCCGCGCACUAAGCUCAACUGGGAUGUCCAUGUCGUGUCUCUGGUGCAGAGCACCUUCAUCAACGCCAUGGCCCUGUGGGCUAUGUGGGUGGACGAAGAGCGAUCCUCCAUGAACACCGCCGAACGGGUCUACGGCUACACAGGAGUCUGUGGAUUGGUCUCCGCCUGCGCUGCUGGCUACUUUGUCUAUGACUUGAUCGUCAGUACCGUCUACAUCAAGAUGUUUGGUGUCGGAAUGCUGUUUCACGCCAUUAGUGCCCUGUGGGUGUUCAGCUUCGGUUUCAGACCUUUCGUGAACUACUACUCCUCCGUCUUCAUCCUCUACGAGCUCUCCAGCCCUUUCCUCAACAUCCACUGGUUCCUUGACAAGGUUAACAUGACCGGCAGCAAGCUUCAGUGGUACAACGGCAUGAUGCUCCUCUUCACCUUCUUCAGCUGUCGUCUUGUCUGGGGUACCUGGCGAUCCGUGGACGUCUACAGAGAUAUGUGGUACGCCCUGAAACAGACCUGGGAUGCUACUGACGUGGCCACCGCGCUCAACCAAUCUGUCGAUAUCACCGCCCAGGUGUUCCGGACCCACGACGCCUCUCUCAGCGGUAGCCUGGAUGGAGCCCGUGCCCAGGCCCAGCUUGAGCUCUCCAAGUAUGCCAAUCACACCGCCACCGGUACACCAACCUGGCUGGUGCUGACCUACGUGAUCUCGAACGUGGUCCUCAACUCCCUCAAUUACUUCUGGUUCUCCAAGAUGGUCGAGACCGUCCUGAAACGGUUCCGCGGACCCGCCGCUGGCGAAAAGGAGAAGGGUUCCAAGGGAGCCGUGACGGACUCCACGAAGGCAGAGAAACUUGAGCAACUGAAGGAGGACAUUGCUCAGCAGGUUGUCUUGGAGGCUGCUUCGAAGCUGGAGCAGGAAGAAGGCAGCCCUUUCUUGGAGGAUGUAUCCGAGGAGAAGCUUGCUUCCGCCGUGGAUACGGGUCUCGCAGAGGAAUUGAGAAAGAGGAGGGCUCAUGUGGCCGCCGCAUAG